ACUAGGAGUAAAGUUAAAUAGAAGAAUAGAGAAAUAUUUAGUAGUUAGAAAAUGGCGUCUUGUAGCAUGUCGAUGAUAAAAUAUUUGCUGUUUGCUUUUAACUUCUUGUUUGUAAUUUCUGGUAUUGGUCUCAUAGUUGCUGGAGCAUUGUCUUUAAAAAACAUCACAAAGUAUGCAGAUUUCAUGGAUGACAAGAAUACAACUUCACCUACCAUGCUUAUUACAGUUGGUUCCAUUGUUUUUGUCCUUGCCUUCCUUGGAUGUUGUGGUGCCUGGAAAGAUAGCUAUUGGAUGCUUAUGACAUUUGCUGUUUUGCUUGCCAUCAUAUUUGCCUUGGAGCUAGCAGCAGGUAUAGCAGCCUAUGUUUACAGGAAAGAUGUAGGAAAAUCAUUCACGGAAGGCAUGGAGGAUGACCUAAAACAAAAUGAAACUAACAGUGGUUGGGAUAAGAUUCAAACAGAUGUAUGAAUUCUAUGUUUUG
Molecule: messenger RNA, 481 nt
Organism: Limulus polyphemus (Atlantic horseshoe crab)
Lineage: Eukaryota; Metazoa; Arthropoda; Merostomata; Xiphosura; Limulidae
Product: CD63 antigen-like
Exons: 4
Coding region: 52-468 (138 amino acids)
Cellular component (GO): membrane
Source: RefSeq, a predicted model, not a curated record